This is a messenger RNA of Maylandia zebra (zebra mbuna), 873 nucleotides long. The record is from RefSeq and is a predicted model, not a curated record. NCBI's taxonomy places the organism in Eukaryota, Metazoa, Chordata, Actinopteri, Cichliformes, Cichlidae.
AUGCUGGUGACUCUCUGUGGUCUCAUCACUGCUCUAACAUGUGUGAGUGCUGUGACGGUGCUGACACAGAAACCUCCUGUUUUAUCAGCGAGGAAAGGAGAGACAGCCACCAUGGACUGCAACCUGGGGACUGUUACAGACAGUGGUGCUCGUUGGUAUAAACAGAUUCCAGGAGGAGUUCCUCAGUUUGUGCUCUAUUUUCAUUAUAGCAAUUGUGGUCCACGCUAUGGUUCUGGGUUCUCCGCACCAAAAUUCACAUCCACUCAUCAGCCAACAUCAGAUUAUCAUUUGAUCAUCAAAAAUGUGGUUUAUUACUGCAAGACGUGGGACUACUCUGUUAAUGAUGUGGUAUUCGGACAAGGCACCAAGCUGAUUUUAACAAACUCCAGCCUCCCUCCUCCUGCCCUGACAGUCUUCCCUCCGUCCAGUGCUGAGCUCCGGUCCAACACAGCUUCUCUGGUCUGUCUGUCCAGUCAGUCUGUGCCUUUUGCAGAUGUGAGCUGGUUGGCUGCUGGGAGUCCAGUGAGCAGUGGGAUCUCUACCAGCACUGCUGUUCAGAGACCAGACCAGACUUUCCAAAUCAGCAGCUCUCUGACCAUCCAGACAUCAGACUGGAACAUGGAUAAGGUUUAUACAUGUAAAGUGUCUUUGGCCUCAGAGACUUCAGAGAAAACCAUCAAGAAGUCAGAAUGUCCCACUGAAUAGUCAAGGACCAGAGUGCACAUUUAAAAUCUGCUUCUUUACUGCUUGUGCUGUUUGCUCAUUACAGUCUUUACAUGUUAGAAAUCUGAAUAAAGCAAAAGGUUUAAAUCAUGUAUUAAUUUGCUGGUCAUUAACAAGUAUUUUCAGGAAUCAUGUCUUGCAUUAAAUUAA